AUGACUACUCCUGCUGAGGAUUCCACUGCUGCCACCGCGGCACCAGUCGCCAACGAGUCGACUGAGACUCCCCAAAAGCUCCCCGCCCACGAACGUAAGCGUUUGGCCCGUGAGGCUAAGGCCGCCGCGGCUGCUGCCAAGAAGGCCGAACGCGAGGCUAAGAUGGCCGCGCAGAAGGCCGCCAAGGUUGAUAAGGUCAGCGAUGAGGAUUUGGAUCCCACCCAGUACCGGAAUAACCGUUUGGCUGAGCUCGACACCAUCCGAGCCUCUGGUCGAGAAGCAUACCCCCACAAGUGGCCAGUCGAUUCUACUGUGGCUGAAGUUACUCAGAAGUACACAGACCUCGAGGCUGGUCAGCAUACCGCCGAUGUUGUGUGCUUGGCUGGUCGCGCCAUGUCCAAGCGUGAGAGCGGCAAGCAUAUGGUUUUCUAUGAUCUCUGGGAGGAUGGCCAUAAGAUUCAGGUCAUGUCUGUCGCACAAGACUGGACUGGUGAUGUUGACUUUGCCACUGCCCACAAGGAGGUCCAUCGUGGUGACAUCAUUGGUGUUAAGGG
Perkinsus marinus ATCC 50983 is the source of this 554-nucleotide messenger RNA. RefSeq lists its product as hypothetical. The annotation marks the transcript as partial. Gene Ontology annotation, molecular function: lysine-tRNA ligase activity; tRNA binding. NCBI's taxonomy places the organism in Eukaryota, Perkinsozoa, Perkinsida, Perkinsidae. The record is from RefSeq and is a predicted model, not a curated record. Gene Ontology annotation, biological process: lysyl-tRNA aminoacylation. The transcript has 6 exons. Gene Ontology annotation, cellular component: cytosol.